CUUCGAUUGUCUCUCCAACAUGGCUGACGUACAGAUUCCCAAAAAACCUGUCAAGGCAUUAAAACUUCGUCUUCAAAAUGUUAAAAAGCAUUUAGAUCCUAUUUUAUCUAGACCGUUGAACGAAACUUAUUCAAAAUUAAGUCUUACCGAAAGGUAUGAAUUAGAAGUGCUUCUAUCCUACAGUUUAAAUACACUUUAUUACAUUUACUUACGAACUAAAGGUUCCGAUCCACAAAAUCAUGCUGUAAUGACGGAACUGAAACGGGUACAAAGCUAUGUCCUAAAACUACAGAAAUUGCAAGGAAAAGGACCUAAACCUUCCAUGACACUUGAUAAAGAUGCAGCCGCCAGAUUCAUCAAAGCCAGUCUGGCAAAUAACGAUGAGUAAUCAGAAUUAAACUAUAGUAUACUCAUCAACUUCGACACACAAUUUCUUAAAGUAAUACUUAGCAGCAAUAGUUGUUAAGCGGCCAUCAUUAAAACACAAAAAUUCUGGAUCAUGCAGAAAUUGAUGAUUUCAGUAAACCAUAUAACCACUUCAGCAUCAUUAAUGGAAAGAUAAAUAAAUUAUUAUCAAAU
Mycotypha africana is the source of this 579-nucleotide messenger RNA. RefSeq lists its product as uncharacterized. Gene Ontology annotation, biological process: maturation of 5.8S rRNA; regulation of gene expression. Bases 20 to 388 code for a protein of 122 amino acids. The transcript has 4 exons. Lineage: Eukaryota; Fungi; Mucoromycota; Mucoromycetes; Mucorales; Mycotyphaceae. The record is from RefSeq and is a predicted model, not a curated record. Gene Ontology annotation, cellular component: exosome (RNase complex); nucleolus. Gene Ontology annotation, molecular function: DNA binding; RNA binding.